AUGUCCAACUUUCCUAUCCCAUCCGUUGAAGCUGCUGGUACUGCUCCAGGAAUCAGUACUGGAGCUCAAAUUCCUGCUCCUGCUGCUCAUGCAACACCUCUGUCUUCCUUAUCUCCGUGUUCGUCUACAGGUCCUCACCGACCAGUCACGGCUUAUGAGGAUAAAGACAUGACAACUGCCACUUUAGUACUCAAAGAUGGCACCAGCUAUCAAGGUAUCUCUUUUGGUGCCGAAUCUAAAAGCAUUUCUGGUGAAUGCGUUUUCCAGACAGGUAUGGCUGGUUAUCCUGAAUCACUAACAGACCCUUCGUACCGCGGCCAAAUCUUGGUCUUGACUUUUCCUCUGAUUGGUAAUUAUGGUGCUCCCUCUCGCACUGAGAUGGAUGAGCUUCUCAAGGAUAUUCCUAAAUAUUAUGAGUCGAAUGAAAUCCAUAUUGCCGGUCUGAUUGUUGGUAGUUAUGCACCAGACUACUCUCAUUAUCUCGCUUCAUCAUCUCUUUCCAGUUGGCUUAAAGAGAACGAAAUUCCCGCCCUUUAUGGGAUUGACACGCGUGCACUUACCAAGAAGAUUCGUAUUCAAGGUGUCCUUUUGGCAAAAAUACUGUUUCCAAAAUCUGUAAUUGGCCAUACAAUGGAUGCCGCUGCUUCUGCACUUGGAUUCUUUCAAAAACAUUCCUCUGAAAGCCAAAUGAUCGAGUAUGAAGAUAUAGAUUGGAUCGAUCCAAACAAGAGAAAUCUUGUGGCUGAAGUAUCCAUAAAAGAACCUAAAACUUACUAUCCUGAUCCUGAAAAGGCUCUCAAGACACCUUCUGGUCGCACAAUGCGUAUCCUUGCUGUUGAUAUCGGUAUGAAAUAUAACCAGAUCCGCUGCUUUGUAUUCCGUGGUGUUGAGCUCAAGGUUGUACCUUGGGACUACGAUUUUAAUGCCGAACCAAGCGAUUCAUUUGAUGGUCUCUUUCUCUCAAAUGGACCUGGUGACCCUACUACUAUUGAUAUAACAAUUCAGAACUUGAGAAAGUUCAUUCAAGAUGUCAAAAAGCCUGUCUUUGGUAUCUGCUUAGGUCAUCAGGUUAUGUCUCUUGCUGCUGGUGCAAAAACGCUAAAAAUGAAGUAUGGUAAUCGUGGCCAAAACAUUCCUUGUACCAAUAUGCUUUCUGGACGUUGUUAUAUCACUUCUCAAAACCACGGUUAUGCAGUUGAUGGAUCUUCUCUUCCACCUGAAUAUCAAGAGCUUUUUAUUAAUGCAAACGAUGGUUCUAACGAAGGUGUCAUUCACAAGUCCAAGCCUAUAUUUUCUGUUCAAUUUCAUCCAGAAUCUACUCCUGGUCCUCGCGACACUGAGUUCUUAUUUGAUGUCUUUCUCAACAAUAUCAAGGAUUGUCUUGAGAAGCAAGCUCCAGUACCUGUACAUAUGCCUGGAGGAAGCAUUGUUGAGAAUAGAAACAAGAACCCUCGUGUUCAUGUUAACAAGGUACUUGUCCUUGGUUCGGGUGGUUUAUCUAUCGGACAAGCCGGCGAAUUUGAUUAUUCUGGUUCUCAAGCUAUCAAGGCCCUGAAGGAAGAAGGAAUUUAUACAGUCUUGAUCAACCCCAAUAUUGCUACUAUUCAAACCUCCAAAGGCUUGGCAGACAAGGUCUACUUCUUGCCUGUUACUCCCGACUAUGUUCGCAAAGUGAUUCAGUUUGAGAAACCAGAUGGUAUUUAUGUUACUUUUGGUGGCCAGACUGCUUUGGGCGUUGGUAUUGCACUAAAAGACGAAUUCGAGUCUUUAGGUGUCAAAGUACUGGGUACUCCAAUCGACACAAUUAUCACUACUGAAGAUCGAGAUCUCUUUGCUCAAGCAUUAUACGAAAUCGAUGAAAAGUGCGCUCAAUCUUCAUCAGCAGUUACUGUCGAAGAAGCAAUUGCGGCUGCUAAAGAGAUUGGCUAUCCAGUUAUUUGCCGUGCUGCUUACGCUCUUGGUGGUUUAGGCUCUGGUUUUGCUGAUAACGAGCAAGAAUUGUCAGCUUUGUGUAAUAAAGCAUUUGCUACUUCUCCUCAAGUCUUGAUUGAAAAGUCUAUGAAGGGUUGGAAAGAAAUUGAAUACGAAGUUGUUCGUGAUUGUCAAGACAAUUGUAUCACUGUCUGUAACAUGGAAAACUUUGAUCCUCUUGGUAUUCACACAGGUGAUUCUAUUGUUAUCGCUCCUUCUCAGACUUUGUCUGAUGCAGACUACAACAUGCUUCGUACCACAGCUGUCAAUGUCAUUCGUCACUUGGGUGUUGUUGGUGAAUGUAACAUUCAAUAUGCCUUGAACCCCUUCUCCAAGGAAUAUUGUAUCAUUGAAGUCAAUGCUCGUCUUUCUCGUUCUUCUGCCCUUGCUUCAAAGGCUACUGGUUAUCCUCUUGCUUUUGUUGCUGCCAAGCUUGGUUUAGGCAUUCCACUCAACGAAAUCAAAAACAGCGUCACCAAAGUCACUUGUGCAUGCUUCGAACCUUCUCUUGAUUAUGUUGUAGUCAAGAUUCCUCGUUGGGAUCUCAAAAAAUUUAACCGUGUCAGCACUGCUCUUUCUUCCUCCAUGAAAUCAGUUGGUGAAGUAAUGGCCAUUGGACGCACUUUUGAAGAAACUAUUCAGAAAGCAAUUCGUGCUAUUGAUUAUGGCUUUGUAGGGUUUAGUCAGAAUACUUUUGUUGCAGACAAAGACAUUGAUUUUGAAUUGAAGAAUCCCUCUGAUCAAAGAUUAUUUGCUAUCGCUAAUGCAAUGAAUAAGGGCUAUUCUGUUGACAAGAUAUGGGAAAUGACAAAUAUUGACAAAUGGUUCUUGAACAAAUUGAUGCACAUUGUAGACUUAGGCAAACGUCUAGAUGGAUUUAACAAGGCAAAUGUUCCUGGUAACUUGAUCCGUUUAGCAAAGCAACUUGGUUUCUCUGAUCGUCAAAUCGCAAAUCACUUGAACAGUAAUGAGCUUGCUGUUCGUAAACUGCGUCAAGAAUACAGAGUCACUCCUUUUGUCAAGCAAAUCGAUACUGUGGCUGCAGAGUUCCCUGCAUUCACCAACUAUUUGUAUAUGACAUACAAUGCUGUUGAGCAUGAUAUAGAAUUCAAUGACAAAGGUAUCAUGGUUUUGGGUUCAGGCGUGUAUCGUAUUGGUUCCUCUGUUGAAUUUGAUUGGUGUGCUGUUCGUGCCAUUCGUACCAUUCGCCAACAAGGUAUUAAGACUGUUAUGGUCAAUUACAAUCCAGAAACUGUUUCUACCGAUUAUGAUGAAGCAGAUCGUCUUUAUUUCGAAAACAUCAACCUAGAACGAGUCUUGGAUAUCUACGAAAUUGAAAAGUCUUCCGGUGUCUUGAUGUCCAUGGGCGGACAAACCCCUAACAAUAUUGCAUUACCUUUGUAUCGUCAGAAUGUCAAAGUACUCGGCACGUCUCCUGAAAUGAUUGAUAACGCAGAAAAUCGCUACAAAUUUUCUCGUAUGUGUGAUAGCAUUGGUGUCGAUCAACCACUCUGGAAGGAGUUGACAAACCAUGAAGAUGCUGAGAAAUUCUGUGAAAACGUUGGCUUCCCUGUCUUAGUGAGACCUUCUUACGUUCUGUCUGGCGCUGCCAUGAAUGUUGUGUUCUCAAAAGAUGACCUUGCUUCUUAUCUCAAAGAGGCUGCAGAUGUUUCUCGUGAACACCCUGUGGUUAUUACGAAAUACAUCGAAGAAGCAAAAGAAGUGGACAUGGACGCUGUUGCUCUCGACGGGAAGCUCUUGAUGCAUGUUAUUUCUGAACAUGUUGAGAAUGCUGGCGUGCACUCUGGAGAUGCUACUCUUGUCCUACCACCUCAAGAUUUGGAUCCUGAAACAAUUCGCAAGAUUGAAGAAGCUACAGCCAAAAUUGGUCGUGCUCUGAACAUUACUGGACCUUUCAACAUUCAGUUUAUUGCCAAGAACAACGAAAUUAAGGUGAUUGAAUGUAAUGUACGUGCUGCCAGAUCAUCGCCUUUCGUCUCUAAAGUGAUGGGCGUAGACUUGAUUGAAAUGGCUACACUUGCCAUGCUUGGUCUGCCAGUAACACCUUAUCCUAAAGUCACUAUUCCUAAAGACUAUGUGGGUGUCAAGGUUCCUCAAUUCUCUUUUAGUCGUUUGUCUGGUGCAGAUCCUGUCUUGGGUGUUGAAAUGGCCUCUACUGGUGAAGUAGCUUGUUUUGGCAAAGACAAAUAUCAGGCUUAUUUAAAAGCCUUGUUGGCCACUGGCUUCCGUGUACCAAAAAAGAACAUUUUGUUUUCGAUUGGUUCUUAUAAAGAAAAGCAAGAGCUAUUACCUUCUGUUCGCAAACUUCAUGAAUUGGGCUACACAAUCUUUGCUACAACAGGUACUGCUGAUUUUAUUUCAGAACAUAACAUUCCUGUGAAGCAUCUUGAUACCUUGGAUGCUGAUACUGACGACAAACUAAAGGCUGAAUAUUCUCUUCAACAACACUUGUCCAACAAUUUGAUUGACUUGUAUAUUAACUUACCUUCUCGUAAUCGUUUCCGUCGACCUGCCACUUACAUGUCCAAGGGCUAUCGUUCCCGUCGAAUGGCAGUUGAUUACUCUGUACCUCUCUUGACAAACGUCAAAUGUGCUAAAUUGUUCAUUGAAGCUAUUACAAGUAACAGAGACAAUCAAAUCCUUAGCAUCGACUACAAGACAAGCCAUACUCAAGCACAUUUACCUGGCUUAUUUAACAUCAAUGCUUAUUUGAAGAGCAGUGAUGACUUCGCUACUGUUGCAAAAGCAUCUCUAUCUGCUGGCUUUACCACCAUCUCUGCCUUUUGUAGAGGAGUUACGAACAAUACUUUAUUGGAUAGUCUAAGCGAAAUAGCUCACAAAAAUGCUUAUACAGACUAUCUGUUGAACAUUACCGCUACUGCAGAAAAUGCUGCGCACGUUGGAGACUAUGCUUCUGAUGCUGCUGCUGUGUACAUCAAUACAGACUUGAUUGGGUCAGGCAAAGUCUCUGUAUUUGACUCCAUCUUCUCAUCCUGGCCAACUUCGCAAUUGAUUAUUACUGAUGCAAAAGGUACUGAUCUCGCAUCUAUCUUACUCUUGGCUUCGCUUCAUAACCGUGUUAUCCACGUCUCAAAUGUGAUUAGCAAAGCUGAUUUGGCUCUGAUUAAGAUGAGUAAAAAGAAGGGACUAGCUGUAACUUGUGAUGUUGCCAUUUAUUCCCUGUUUUUCCAUUCAGAAGAUUUCAACGACACCAAGCUCUUGCCUACUCGUAAAGAGCAGGAAGCAUUAUGGAAAAAUUUGGAUGUUAUUGAUUGCUUCACUGUGGGCUACUUGCCUCGUAAACUAGCUGCUGAAGUUGGUCAAGAAACAGAUGCAACUGCUGGUAUUCAUGAAGCUCUGCCUUUGUUGCUUGGUGCUGUCAAUCAUGGACGCUUGACAAUGAAAGAUAUCUCUGAACGUCUGUACGAUAAUCCUCGAGCUAUCUUUGGUAUUCCUCCUCAGCCAGAUACAUCCAUUGAAAUCAUCAUUGAUCGCAAGUCUACCUGGCCUGUCAAUAAAGACAACUGGUCCCCUUUGGCUGGUAUUACUGUCUAUGGUUCAGUCGAAAGAGUUACGUUGAAUGAAACAGCCAUGUUUAUGGAUAGCCAUCUUACUGACGAAUCCAAACUUGGUCGCGAUGUUUCCCUCCAGGCACAAAGCCUUAAGACCACAGCAGAACACGACCACAAAGAACUCGAAACUCUUGCUGAACAAAAUGAAAAGCACAAGCAACAUGUUGAACAAAGUUUGGCUGUACUUGAAUCAGCAGCUGUCGAGGAAAAGCAUCCUCCUCGAGUCUCUGAUUCUAUAAAACUUGCAGGUGCUGUAGGUCAGCAAUUAGUUUCGUUACAAGCUCCUCGCUAUGAGAUUUCUGCUUCUCUGGCUCGUGUUGUAGGCCGCUCACCCUUUUACCGCAAGCAUAUCUUGAGAGCUGCUCAAUUUGAUCGUAACGAUCUCCACUUGUUGUUUGGUGUAGCUCAUGAAAUGCGUAAUUUGGUCGAGCUUUAUGGUUCUAUCAACUUGUUACAAGGUCGUGUGAUGAGCACUAUGUUCUUUGAACCUUCUACUCGUACUUCCAGUUCUUUUGAAGCUGCUAUGUAUCGUUUAGGAGGCCAAGUGGUUCCUGUUACUGCUUCCACUUCGUCUGUCCAAAAGGGUGAAUCUCUUGCUGAUACGAUACGUACGCUUGGAUGUUAUGCUGAUUUAAUUGUCCUUCGUCAUCCUCAGCCCGGAUCUGCUCAGAUCGCUGCCAAGUAUUCCAAGGCACCCAUUAUCAAUGCUGGUGAUGGUAUUGGUGAACACCCUACACAAGCCUUUUUAGACACAUUUACCAUUCGUGAAGAACUCGGUACUGUCAAUGGCUUGAAUGUCACACUUGUAGGUGAUUUAAAGAAUGGUCGUACUGUUCAUUCUUUAGUCAAGAUCUUGACUUACUAUCAAGUUACCAUUAAUUAUGUAAGCCCUGAAUCUUUAGCUAUGCCCAAAGAAAUUGUGGAGGAAGCAAAAGCAGCUGGCGUAAAACAACAUUUCUAUGACUCUUUGGAUCAGGUGAUUGGACUGACUGAUGUUCUGUACAUGACUCGUGUUCAGAAAGAAAGAUUUGACACUGAAGAAGAAUAUCGUCGAGUCAAAGAUGCCUUUAUUUUGAACAAUGAUGUCUUGAGUAAGGCCAAGUCUCAUAUGAUUGUGUUGCAUCCUUUGCCUCGUGUGAAUGAAAUCGAACCUGAAGUUGAUUUUGAUCAAAGAGCUGCCUACUUUAGACAGAUGCGAUAUGGCCUUUAUGUCAGAAUGGCCCUGUUGGCACUUGUACUAGGAACUCUUCGCGGUUAA
Messenger RNA from Gilbertella persicaria, 6822 nucleotides. RefSeq lists its product as uncharacterized. NCBI's taxonomy places the organism in Eukaryota, Fungi, Mucoromycota, Mucoromycetes, Mucorales, Choanephoraceae. Gene Ontology annotation, biological process: L-glutamine metabolic process; UTP biosynthetic process; 'de novo' pyrimidine nucleobase biosynthetic process. The coding region runs from base 1 to 6822 and encodes 2273 amino acids. The transcript has 3 exons. The record is from RefSeq and is a predicted model, not a curated record. Gene Ontology annotation, molecular function: aspartate carbamoyltransferase activity; amino acid binding; dihydroorotase activity. Gene Ontology annotation, cellular component: cytosol; cytoplasm.